This is a messenger RNA of Juglans microcarpa x Juglans regia, 1725 nucleotides long. Its product is annotated as AT-hook motif nuclear-localized protein 8-like. Bases 205 to 1341 code for a protein of 378 amino acids. The record is from RefSeq and is a predicted model, not a curated record. Gene Ontology annotation, molecular function: minor groove of adenine-thymine-rich DNA binding. The transcript has 5 exons. NCBI's taxonomy places the organism in Eukaryota, Viridiplantae, Streptophyta, Magnoliopsida, Fagales, Juglandaceae.
CAAAUUUUACGGCUCCGGCUUUGAUUUCCAGUAGUUUUAAUUUCAUCUCCACUCCCUUUCUCUCUCUCUCUCUCUCUCUCGUAGAUGUAGGUUUUGAGGAAUGUUUACUCCACUGAUCCAAUCUAGCUGCAUUUUCCUCUAAUUUCCCGGAAACCAAACACCCCAAGAAGUCGAGAAAAACCCAAGAAAGAAAAAGCUUGUUGAAUGGAUUCACGGGAAGCUCCUCCUCAUGCACCACCACAGAACAUGAUGGUGGGCCCCACGUCAUACCCCAUGCUCAACGCCAUUGCCACCUCCAACAACAAUUCCAAUGCCCCUAUUAUGAUCAGCACCAGUUCCGGCGGUGGGCCCACGAUGAUCCCUCAACCUACCGCGGCCCGUUUCCCUUUCAACUCCGCGGUCUCGGCGAAGCCAUUGGAUUCUUUCAACAGCAGCAGCAACAACAACAACAACGCCGGUCCGUACGAUGGAUCGCCGCCGUCGAGGCAGUCAGGGUUCAGCAUUGACACCUCCUCCGCCGCGGCGAAGAAGAAAAGGGGCCGGCCGAGGAAGUACUCGCCUGACGGCAACAUUGCGCUCGGCUUGGCUCCGACGCCUAUCUCCUCUUCUUCCGUCGCAAAUCACGGGGACUCCGGCAGCACCAUGCCGUCCUCGGAGCCUUCCUUGAAGAAGCAUCGGGGUCGGCCGCCCGGCUCCGGGAAGAAGCAAUUGGAUGCUUUGGGAACGGGCGGUGUCGGUUUUACUCCGCAUGUUAUUAUGGUGAAUACAGGCGAGGAUAUAUCAUCAAAGAUUAUGGAGUUUUCACAGCAGGGGCCACGCACGGUUUGUAUUCUUUCUGCAAGUGGUGCCAUCUGCAAUGUUACCCUUCGUCAAUCAGCAUUGUCAGGUGGUACUGUGACAUAUGAGGGUCGAUUUGAGAUUAUCUCUCUAUCAGGUUCCUUUUUGCUUUCUGAAAACGGUGGCAGUCGUAGCAGAACAGGCGGUUUGAGUGUGUCCCUGGCUGGGUCAGAUGGUCGAGUUUUAGGUGGAGGGGUUGCAGGAAUGCUAAUGGCAGCUUCACCAGUUCAGGUCAUUGUGGGUAGCUUUAUUGUGGAUGGAAAAAAACCGAACUCAAACAACCUGAAAUCUGGGCCCUCAUCAGCGCCGACACAACAAAUGUUGAACUUUAGUGGACCUCUCACAGCAGCCAGCCCUUCCUCUCAAGGCGCCUCAAGCGAUUCAUCAGAUGAGGAUGGUGGUAGCCCCAUUAAUAGAGACCCUGGAUUCUACAGCCAUGCCGGCCAGCCCCUACAUAACAUGCAGCCGACGUAUCAAAUAUGGACUGGCCAAACUCAACAGUGAAGAUGCUACCUGUUAAUUGGUUCACAGCGUGCGAUAUGUUCUGCAUAGUGGAUAGGAAGGUGAAUUCCAAAAGCUAACAAAACGAAUUACCCAAGGCUUAGAGGGAGAGAUCUAUUUGAAGUUCUCUUAGUGGGUUGUUUUAUUUUAUUUAAAGCUAGUCCUAUUUUUUGUCCUUUUCACAUGAUUAAGAGACGGCCAUUGGUGAUAGCUGAGGAAAUGCGACCUGAUUAAUUUUUAGGAUCUCUUCAGUUCAAAUUGCUUUUAUAUUACUUUGAUUUGCAUCUGUUCUCACAUUUCCGGAGUUUAUGAACUUAAUAUGUAAGACUUUUUCUAGGAUUAUGAGAUUUAAAGCUAUAUUUAAUAGAGUUGGGUGCGAUUGUCUUG